Molecule: messenger RNA, 2317 nt
Organism: Coffea arabica (coffee)
Lineage: Eukaryota; Viridiplantae; Streptophyta; Magnoliopsida; Gentianales; Rubiaceae
Product: wall-associated receptor kinase-like 1
Biological process (GO): cell surface receptor signaling pathway; protein phosphorylation
Cellular component (GO): plasma membrane
Molecular function (GO): ATP binding; protein serine/threonine kinase activity; polysaccharide binding
Source: RefSeq, a predicted model, not a curated record
UUCUAACUUAUGCUUUCAAGAAUGAGUCCCAUGUUCCUGUCACUCCUCCUAGUUUUGUUAUCAUGGAUCAUCACCUUUCCAGUAUCCCCAACAGUUGGAUCAUUAGCCAAGCCAGGAUGCAGCGAUACUUGUGGGAAUAUUCGCAUUCCCUAUCCAUUUGGAAUAGGUCCUGGUUGCUCUCUGAACGAAUCAUACACCAUAAUCUGCACUUCUUCCAAGCCGUAUCUAAGCAAUCUCAACCUGGAGGUGCUGAACGUGUCGUUGCGACGCCAAACAGUAACUGUAAGCACGACAGUAACUCCAUUUUGCAGCUCUGGAAACCAAGCAAGUGCCAUCAGCAGCUGGAGAUCGAAUAGUUCAGAUCUCGGGGGCGCCCCUUUCUUCUACUCGAAAAUAUACAACUACUUGGUGAUUUUUGGCUGCGGAAAUGCUGUCCUGAUUAACCAAAACGACAAGAUUUUAUCAGGUUGUACUUCAACCUGUGAAUUCAACAGCCCUGCACAAGCAAUUGACACCAGUUCUUGCUAUGGUGUCAAUUGUUGUGAAACAACCAUUCCCUUCUAUCUUUCCAAAUACCAUUUGAACUUUACAGCUUCAAGAUUCAGUCUUGGGGGAACUGGAAACUGCUCUUCCGUGUUCUUGGCAGACCAAAACUGGUCACCGGAGAAAUUUUUGGAAUCCACGCAAUCAGUUCCGGUUGUUUUGGCUUGGACUCUAGGAAGAAAUGAUGUCCAGGCCAUUUAUCCCUGCGCGUAUGGGACGGACUAUCUAGAGCUGGAGUCUGGUGGAUAUCUUGCAAAUUUUAUGUGUUCAACCUGCGAAUUCGGCAGAACUGGCCCUCAAGAGAUCAACCCCUAUCUACAAGAUCAAUGUCGCACAAGAUUCAUUGUGGACCCGGGGAGGAGAAACUUGAAAGCGGCUCUUAUUGGUGUUUUCGCUGGCGUAGGCGUCUUAAUUUUCAUAGCUAUCAGUUUUACCUCGUACAAACUAGUAAAAAGGAGGAGGGACAAAAUGAUCAAAGAAAAAUUUUUCAAAAGAAAUGGUGGACUUUUAUUACAGCAGCAGCUAUCUGCUGAUGAUAGGGUUAUCAACAAAACAAGGAUUUUCACUGCUAAAGACUUGGACAAGGCCACUGAUCACUUCAAUGAAAAUCGAGUGCUCGGUCGAGGAGGGCAAGGUACAGUCUACAAAGGGAUGCUAGCAGAUGGAAAUCUUGCAGCAAUAAAGAAGUCUAAGAAGGUUGAUGAAAGCCAACUGGGGGAAUUUAUUAACGAGGUUGUCAUUCUGUCACAAGUCAAUCAUAGGAAUGUGGUGAAAUUACUAGGUUGUUGUUUGGAGACAGAAGUUCCUAUACUGGUGUAUGAAUUAAUCCCGAAUGGAACCCUCUUCAGACUCAUUCACAAUGAGAAUGAUGAUGAGUUCCCCUUCACUUGGAGCUUGAGAUUAAGAAUGGCAGCAGAAGUAGCAGGGGCAUUGGCUUAUCUACACUCCGCCACUUCUGUUCCUAUUUAUCACAGGGAUAUCAAGUCCAGCAACAUACUCUUGGACGAAAAGUACGUAGCCAAAGUGUCUGAUUUUGGAACUUCGAGGUCUGUUUCGAUUGAUAAAACUCACUUUACUACUAUGGUGAAAGGGACUUUUGGCUAUUUGGAUCCCGCGUACUUUCAAUCAAGCCAGUUUACGGAGAAAAGUGAUGUUUACAGCUUUGGGGUUGUUCUGGUCGAACUCUUGACAAGAAAAAAGCCGGUAUCAUCAGAAUUAGAAGAAGAUAGUCACUUGAGCUUGGCAACAAGGUUUUUGAUAACAAUGGAUGAAAAUCGUCUCAACAGCAUUCUCGAUCCUGAACUUCAAGAUCAGAGGACUGAAGAAGAAGUUGUUGCUGUUGCUAAACUUGCUCAAAGAUGCCUUAACUUGAAUGGGAAGAAAAGGCCCACUAUGAAGGAAGUAGCCACUGAGUUAGACAGCAUCAAAAUGUCAGCAAAUCAGUCAACUAAUCAAGCAAAUUAUGAAAGCCAAGGAUUCAAGAAGGAAGGCUCUAAAUCAGUUGCAUUUUCUGAUAAUUAUCCUUCGUGGACAAGUACAGGAACCAAUUGCAUCACCUUAAGUUCAGCGGCCUAGCCAGAUACAAACACAUUUUGAUUAUACAUCAAAUCUUGGUCCUUGAUCAGUUUUACAUCUUUCCACAUAUUUCCCAUUCAUAACAUUAGUGUCACUAAAGUUUGAUAUAUACAUGUUUAGGUUUGGCGUCAACAGUUGCUUAGGAUGGCUUCAUUUUCAAUAGUUAUAGUUAUACCUGACAAUUGAACAGGUUGGGUGA